ACAGAAUGGUAGACUGCAUCAGCAAAGUCAUGCUUCACACGGCUAUAUCAUGCUGGCAGCCAUUCCUAGGUUUGACUCUUGUGGUAAUAUGCAUGGGGUCAGCCGUUGGAUGCCCUGCCCGCUGUGAAUGCUCGGCCCAGAGCAAAUCAGUUAUCUGCCACCGUAAACGCCUGAUCGACAUUCCUGAGGGCAUCCCUAUUGAGACUAAGAUUCUUGACCUCAGUAAGAACAAGUUAAAAAGUCUGAACCCAGAUGAGUUUGCUUCCUUUCCAUUACUGGAGGAGUUAGACCUGAGUGACAAUAUCAUUGCUAAUGUUGAACCUGGAUCGUUUAACACCCUCUUAAACCUGCGUUCCCUUCGCUUGAAGAGCAAUCGAAUAAAGCUUAUCCCACUUGGAGUCUUUACUGGAUUAUCCAAUUUGACUGGACUGGAUAUCAGUGAGAACAAAAUUGUUAUUUUGCUGGAUUACAUGUUUCAGGAUUUACAUAAUUUGAAGUCCUUAGAGGUUGGGGACAAUGACCUGGUUUACAUUUCUCACCGGGCAUUUAGUGGGCUGUUGAGCUUGGAACAGCUGACAUUGGAGAAAUGUAACCUAACUGCAGUUCCUAUAGAAGCACUAUCACACCUCCACAACCUUGUCAGCCUCAGGCUCAGCCACCUCAGUAUCAACUCUCUGCAUGUAUACUCCUUUAAGAAACUAUUCCGAUUGAAGCAAUUGGAGAUAGACUACUGGCCUAUGCUGGAUGUGCUCCCUGUUAACAGCCUAUACGGCCUAAACCUUACAUCUCUGUCUAUCACCAACACCAACUUGUCCAUGGUACCUUUUCUUUCUUUCAAGCACCUGACUUAUCUCACACACCUCAACCUCUCUUUCAACCCCAUAGGCAAUAUUGAGGCAGGCAUGUUCAUAGAUUUGAUACGUCUUCAAGAGAUACGCAUGGUGGGGGCCCAGUUGCUUACCAUUGAACCCCAUGCAUUCCAAGGCCUGAGUGCAUUGAGGGUUCUGAAUGUCUCACAAAACCUGCUUGAUACCUUGGAAGAGAGUGUGUUUCAGUCUCCAAGAACCCUUGAGAUGCUCUUCAUAGACAACAACCCUCUGGCUUGUGAUUGCCGCCUCCUUUGGAUUCUGCAGAGAAGACACACAUUAUUUUUUGGUGACACCCAGCCUGUCUGUGUAGCGCCAGAGAACGUCAGAGGGAAGCAAUUUAAGGACUUUCAUGAUAUGGUUCUUUCGUUUUACUUUACCUGCCAAAAGCCAAAAAUUAGGGAAUGGAAAACGCAACAGUUGUUUGUCGAUGAAGGGCAGAUAGCUCAACUGUUGUGCAAUGCAGAUGGUGAUCCUUUGCCUGAUGUAUUCUGGAUCACACCACGCAGAAGACUUGUCACAGUGAAAUCUAAUGGAAGAGCUACAGUACUUGGAGAUGGUACACUCAAAAUCCAGUUUGCCCAAGUUCAGGAUAGUGGAACUUAUAUUUGUGUAGCCAGCAAUGCAGCUGGAAAUGACACUUUCUCUGCCUCCUUGACUGUGAAGGGCUUUCCAAGUGACAGGUCUCUUUAUGCCAACAGGACCUCAAUGUAUAUAACAGAUGCAAACAAUACCAAUUCGAAUGGAACCAAUGUGUACAAUAUGACUUUUGCCCUGGACCUUAAGACAAUUUUAGUAUCAACGGCAAUGGGAUGCUUCACUUUCCUAGGAGUGGUCUUGUUUUGCUUCUUGUUGCUCUUUGUGUGGAGUCGAGGAAAAGGAAAGCACAAAAACAACAUAGACAUCGAGUACAUUCCUCGGAAGUCCAAUGGGGCUGUGGUGGAAGGAACAGAGCAGGGAGGCCCUCGUAGGUUCAACAUGAAAAUGAUGUAGAUCCCGGCACCAACAGUUGCUUAGUAAUCAGUUGACUGGCUGUGUUUUAACAUAGAACAGCCUGUCAAGAAAGGUCGAUUGGACAGACUGGGCUUGUGUGGAUCACAGAUAAGUUGCCAGUACACAUUAUUAGUUUGCUAACAAACCAGUGGACGAUUAAAUACUGUGGUGGCAUUCUUUUGAACUGAGAAAUAGACUGUUGGCUUAAGUCAAUUAGCAGCUAUUCGGUAUUUUGUAUUGCUUGCAGUUAAUCCUACAGUGCAGGAUUUACGUAUAAAAGAAGUUUUAAAGAUCGUGUACAGUACGCUUUGUAUUUAAAGAACAAAAUGUAUUUGUUAAGUCUUGCAUCAUACUUAAUUGUUGAUUCAACACUGCAAAGAAGUAUCUAUGAAACCGAAUGUCUUUUUUACAAGUACUUCCGAUAAAUCAUCUUUUAAAGCAAUAUCAAUAAGAGACUGUGCUUUAGGAAUUAUGAUUUAGACUUCUCCAGGGGUACUGCCAGUAGAAUCGAGCUAACUUUGACCUCACUUCUGAAACUCGCAAUUUGCUUGUGAUGGGAGGACUUUAUAACAUUACAGUAUCAAAUAUAAAGAGUACACCUUUAAAGGUUGAGCUGAUUAUUUAUUGGAAACCCCUCACAUGAAAUUAAUUUAUAUUCUGUUUCCAAUAUUUCAGUAAUAAAAUAAUUUUGGUAUUCUCUAAA
This is a messenger RNA of Polyodon spathula (Mississippi paddlefish), 2562 nucleotides long. Its product is annotated as leucine-rich repeat and immunoglobulin-like domain-containing nogo receptor-interacting protein 2. Bases 6 to 1859 code for a protein of 617 amino acids. The transcript has a single exon. Gene Ontology annotation, molecular function: protein binding. NCBI's taxonomy places the organism in Eukaryota, Metazoa, Chordata, Actinopteri, Acipenseriformes, Polyodontidae. Gene Ontology annotation, cellular component: plasma membrane. The record is from RefSeq and is a predicted model, not a curated record.